Molecule: messenger RNA, 1567 nt
Organism: Baudoinia panamericana UAMH 10762
Lineage: Eukaryota; Fungi; Ascomycota; Dothideomycetes; Mycosphaerellales; Teratosphaeriaceae
Exons: 2
Coding region: 149-1339 (396 amino acids)
Source: RefSeq, a predicted model, not a curated record
GCCAGGUACUGUAGGUUUGCUUCACUUCACUCACUCACCAGCAGACAACUUCCAUCUCAACGCAAAGCUUCAUUUACUUGUUCCAACACCAAGAUUUGGUGUCGACAUUUCUACUUCACUGCCCCACACUCAUUACAAUACCACCAGAAUGCGUUCCACGAUCAUCUCCGCCACUCUCGUGGGCGCCGCCGCCGCCUCGCCGUGGGGCCCGAUGAACGGUUGGGGCUACGGCGGAAGCAGCUCAAGCAGCAGCGUUGCAGGCUGGGCCCAGCCUACACACACCUCUUCCAGCAGCUAUGCCAGCGCGACCCCGAGCAGCAGCGGCCAGGUUCCAUUCAAGUUUCCGCUGCCCAACGGCUUCCCAAAUCCGAGCAACGACUCCCUCCUCCAGAUUGAGCUUGCGGCUCAAGGCACCCUGCCCAACGGCGCGCUCCCCACUUCCAUCAAUGCCACAACCGCAGGCCUGUUCCAAGCGAUUGCAUUCAACGAGAUCUCCGAAGUUGCGUUCUUCACCUCCCUUCUCUCGAACAUCACGAACGACGUCCCCGGCUACGAGAUCCAGCAGAAGGUUCUCAAGGACUUCGUAAAUCGCACUCUGACUGCCGUCAUUGCGCAAGAAGAGCUCCACGCGCUCGGUGCUAAUGGCAUCCUCACUACCUCCGGCAAUUUGCCCAUCCAGCCUUGCCAAUAUGUCUUCCCGUCGUUCGACUUCGACUCCGCCAUCGAUACCGCCCGUAGGUUCACCGAUGUCGUCCUCGGCACGCUCCAGGACGUCCAGGUGGCUCUCGAUGCCGACGGUGAUGGCCAGAAGUUCAUCGCGCUCAUCGGCUCCGUCAUCGGUCAGGAAGGCGAGCAGAAUGGCUUCUACCGCAGCCUGCUUGACCUCAUCCCGUCUUCCAACCCCUUCCUGACGCGAUCCGCCGGUCCGUUUCUCUUCUCGCUGCUUAAUCAGUACUUCGUAGUCCCCGGCAGCUGCCCCGGUCCGGGUAAUGCUGCGCUCUUCGCUGCAGUUCCGGUCUUCGGCAAGCUCAUUGUGAACUCUCAGGACAUCACGCUGAGCAACCAGUACAUCAACUUUGAGGUCAACAGCACCAUCACCGACCUCAAGAACUACAGCGUUGUCUUCAUCAACCAGCAAAAUGUACCCGUUGUGAAGCCGAUCGAGAACCUGGUCGUAUCUGGCAACAAGGCGACAUUCCAGGCCUACUAUCCGGCACUUGACUUGGUCGCGGAUGGUCUUACCAUCGCCGCCGUGACGAAAAAUGCCGGUCCAUUCGCCAGUGUUGAUGCGGUUGCCGGUGCCACUGUCUUCGGUCCCGGCCUCAUCGAGAUUAACUGAAUUUCAUAAUGGUAGCGGUGCGUUGGAUGGUGGCUGCGUAGCAGAUUGAGCAUGAUCACCCACCGGAGUUGGUGAGAUCUAAUGUACAUGCUUAACGAUUUCGCUUUGAUUUCUAUACGUUGGAAGAACAAAAACUUAUACCGUUGGUUCCAUGGUCGGCUGUUGCGGUGACAAUACGAUGAUGUGGCGGCAUAGCCGUGAUAAUAUGCUCUCGCUUGUGGGGGCUGA